CGUCCCCCGAGAGUCCCUUUAUACACCACAGUCGGCGUUUUUUUCAGUACCUCUUUUCCUUCACUCCUCAACUGCACAACUAUUCGAUGCAGGCUGCACGACAUGCCCGUCUUAUGUCCAGGACCACGAGCAGGACGCUUGUCCGCUCUCACGUGCAUGUGCAAAAGCUUUUCUUGACGACGUCGACGUCCAGAGCCCAAUUAGGAUCUGUAGCGUCGACGGCCGCCGCCGCGUCACAGACUCCGCCUCCUUCACCGCCUCCAUCUCAAGGGAGAUGGAGACACUUCUUACAGACUCUGGGACGUGUGACACUUGUAACAGUUGUUGGAGCCUCUGCAACCUUCUACUACAUUGCACAUAAGGAAAAACACCCGGGGUCACAGCUCCCCUUCGAUCCCUCAAAAAAGACCCUGGUCAUUUUAGGCAGCGGUUGGGGAGCAACGAGCCUUCUCAAGGGGCUUGACACCAGCGACUAUAACACUAUUGUCGUCUCCCCAAAGAAUUUCUUCCUAUUCACGCCUCUCCUUCCAUCCGUGGCAGUCGGCACGCUCAACGCACGAUCCAUUGUACAGCCUACUCGCUACCUGACUCGUCACAAAUCACGUCAAGUAUUAGUCAUUGAAGCUGAAGCCAAGGAAGUCGACCCGGUAAACAAAACUGUUACGCUGUCAGAUGACUCGGAGAUCCAAGGUCAAAUCUCUAGCACGACUAUCCCGUACGACUACCUUGUGUAUGCUGUCGGUGCAGAGACGCAGACAUUUGGCAUCCCCGGGGUGAAGGAGCACGCAUGCUUCAUGAAGGAGUUGCAUGAUGCCGAGAAGAUGCAAAGACGGUUUUUGGACUGCGUAGAGAGUGCUGCUUUCCCGGGCCAAAGUGAUGAUGAGAAGGACAGGUUGUUGCAUAUGGUUGUAGUAGGCGGUGGGCCAACGGGUAUCGAACUUAGUGGCGAACUCCGUGAUUUCCUCGAGGAGGACCUCAAGUCGUGGUACCCAGAGCUUGCCUCACGGAUCCGCAUCACGUUGGUUGAGGCGCUCCCCAACGUGCUUCCCUCAUUCAGCAAAGAGCUGAUUGCGUAUACCGAACGCACGUUCAAGGAGUCCGAGAUCGAGAUCCUCACCAAGACUAUGGUGAGGAAGGUGAACGAGAAGAGCGUCGUUCUCAAGGGCCCCGAUGGUGUCGAACGGGAGGUGCCGUGCGGGAUGGUUGUCUGGGCUGCCGGCAACACUGGUCGCCAAAUAACACGGGAUCUGAUGGCGAAGCUCCCUGAAGACCAGACGAACAAGCGCGGGAUCAACAUCGACGAUUACCUCCGCAUGAAGGGAUCUCGCGAUAUCUUCGCUAUCGGUGACUGCACGGCCUCGUCUUACGCUCCAACUGCCCAGGUCGCAAGUCAACAGGGUUCAUACCUCGCACGCGUGUUCAAGUUGCUUGCGAAGAAAGACAGACUGGAGGGUGACCUAACUCAUGCUGAGACCAGCGAAACGGCAGAGAAACUGAAGAAGCAGGUGGAUAAGGUCAAGUUAAAGCCUUUCCACUACAGUCAUCAGGGAUCGUUGGCAUACAUCGGCUCGGAUAAGGCAAUUGCUGAUCUGCCUAUCUUCGGGCGCGAGUGGACCAGUGGAGGUGUUGCGACGUUCAUGUUCUGGCGGAGUGCUUAUCUGAGCACGCUAUUUUCUCUCCGAAACCGAAGCUUGGUUGCUGGGGACUGGGUAAGGGUGAAGUUAUGGGGACGUGACGUGAGCCGGGAAUGAAGGCCGGGCAUGAACGUUCAAGACUAGCUAGGAUGGACUAUCAACAUCGCAUUUCUAGAUAUAGACUAUAGAGGUACAUCAUUUCCCCCCUGUUUAUCAUUCAUCAUAGUACAUAAUCGUGUCUGCAAUUUUUACCGGUCGCUACCCCCCAGCCACGCGUUGCCUUCCAUUCCUUCUCGCUUCCUCAUUGCCUUCUUAUCGUAUCAUGCAUAUUCUAUGCUUCUUCGUAUAUUAUUGUUAUUGUGGAUGGGUGUUGGGAAGAGUUAUAUAGACGCUGCUAAGUGCACGCAUUGACCGAUAGAGGUAGUAUUUUGCAUAUAUAUAAAUCAAGUCGAUGAA
Suillus paluster is the source of this 2090-nucleotide messenger RNA. RefSeq names its product NDE2, mitochondrial external NADH dehydrogenase. The transcript is spliced from 16 exons. Gene Ontology annotation, molecular function: NADH dehydrogenase activity. The record is from RefSeq and is a predicted model, not a curated record. The coding region runs from base 87 to 1751 and encodes 554 amino acids. NCBI's taxonomy places the organism in Eukaryota, Fungi, Basidiomycota, Agaricomycetes, Boletales, Suillaceae.